This is a messenger RNA of Parnassius mnemosyne (clouded apollo), 1008 nucleotides long. Lineage: Eukaryota; Metazoa; Arthropoda; Insecta; Lepidoptera; Papilionidae. The record is from the annotation of a GenBank genome assembly.
AUGGCCAUCUCAGGUAGAAUUCUUCCUUGGUUAAAAGAUGGCCUGAAGCUCACUAAUGUGAGAUAUUCAUCAUGUGGGAGUGUAGGCAAGCCAUAUGAACAAACAAGAAAAAAUCUGAUUUUAACUAGUGAGACCAAAGUCAUAGUCCAAGGAUUUACUGGCAAGCAAGGAACUUUCCACAGUCAGCAAGCAUUAGACUAUGGAACGAAAAUUGUUGGAGGUGUGUCUCCAAAGAAAGCAGGCACAGAACAUCUUGGAAAACCUGUUUUUGCUACUGUAAGGGAAGCUAAGGAGAAAACAGGUGCUGAAGCAUCUGUUAUUUAUGUUCCACCUCCAGGAGCAGCUGGUGCUAUUCUUGAAGCCAUUGAAGCCGAAAUUCCACUCAUAGUCUGCAUUACUGAAGGAGUACCUCAACAUGAUAUGGUUCGUGUGAAGCAUGCUCUAUUGCACCAGAACAAAUCUCGUUUGGUUGGUCCCAACUGCCCUGGAAUCAUAGCACCUGAAAAGUGCAAAAUUGGCAUCAUGCCUGCUGCCGUGCACAAAGCGGGCUGCAUUGGUGUUGUUUCACGCUCUGGCACACUAACAUAUGAAGCCUGUCACCAAACUACUAUUGCUGGUCUUGGCCAAACCCUUUGUGUGGGUAUUGGUGGUGAUCCUUUUAAUGGAACAGACUUCAUUGAUUGCUUGGAAGUAUUCCUUGGUGAUCCUCAAACAAAAGGUAUCAUUUUGAUUGGAGAAAUCGGAGGUAAUGCAGAGGAGUUGGCAUCAGAAUAUCUCACGCAACAUAACACUGGACAAAAAGCAAAACCAGUUGUCUCAUUCAUUGCGGGUCUCACUGCUCCACCUGGAAGACGUAUGGGGCACGCAGGUGCUAUUAUCUCUGGAGGCAAAGGUGGUGCCAUGGACAAAAUAAAGGCUCUUGAAAAAGCAAAUGUAAUUGUAACCCGAUCACCAGCCAAGAUGGGAAGUGAACUACUAAAAGAAAUGAAACGAUUAGAGAUUGUUUAA